UUUGGAAACGCUCUGGGGGUGGGAGGAGUUAACUCAACGUCCGAGCCGUCGGCUGCUCUUAAAACUUCGAUCCGUCCCUGGAACAUGGCAGCGCUUACGAGUGAGACAUGUGCGGCCGUGGAGCGGUCGAUUCGCCGGCGGGUUCCGCCGCUGCUCACGGACCUCUACCAGUUCACCAUGGCCUACGCCUACUGGCGGGCGGGCAGACACAACGAGCCGGCCGUUUUUGAGCUCUUUUUCCGGAGCAACCCCUUCGGCGGAGGUUUCUCCCUGUUUACAGGGCUGCAAGACUGCCUGCUUUUCCUGCGGAACUUCCAGUUCACGGAUGAAGAUGUGGAGUACCUGCGCUCAGUGCUGCCCCCUGGCUCUGACCCCGCCUUCUUCUCCUACCUGCGGGAGCUGGACAGCAGCGGGGUCACGGUGCGCUCCGUACCUGAGGGGGCCGUGGUCUUCGCCCGGGUUCCCCUGAUGGAGGUGUCUGGCCCUCUGGCUGUGGUGCAGCUGCUGGAGACCAGUCUCCUGUGCCUGGUCAACUAUGCCAGUCUGGUGUGCAGUAACGCGGCGCGGUUCCGGCUGGCUGCGGGCUGGAGGCGGAGCCUGGUGGAGAUGGGCCUGCGGAGGGCGCAGGGGCCGGACGGCGGUCUGAGCGCCUCCCGCUACUCCUACAUGGGGGGGUUUGAUAUGACCAGUAAUGUCCUGGCCGGCUACCUGUUUGGGAUCCCGGUGGCCGGCACCAUGGCUCACUCCUAUGUCACUUCCUUUUCCUGUCUGGAGGAGGUGUGGCCUCAGAGCUUGGUGCCGGCCGAUGGGGGCAGUGGUGGGUCUGACCCUGUUGACCUCCUGUCCCUGAGCAGGGAUUGGCUGGGGCGGGUGUGUGAGCUGCUGGGGGCGGAGCCGGGCGCGGCCCACGAGGGGGAGCUGGCCGCCUUCCUGUCGUACGCCAUCGCCUUCCCUCGCAACUUCCUGCCCGUCAUCGACUCCUACAGUGUCGCCAGCAGCGGGCUGGUGAACUUCUGCGCCGUGGCCCUGUCCCUGUGUGACCUGCACUACCAGCCGCUGGGGGUGCGUCUGGACAGUGGAGACCUCUGCAGGCAGUCCCUGGAAGUGCGGAGGGUCUUCCGAGCCUGUGGAGACGGAUUCUCAGUUCCUGCCUUCCACUCCCUGAUUAUCGUGGGAACAAAUGGCAUCACAGAGCAGAGCAUACAGGAGCUGAGCAAGAAGGAGAAUGAGAUCGAUGCUGUGGGGGUGGGCACUCACCUGGUCACCUGCUCUCAGCAGCCCUCCCUCGGCUGUGUGUACAAGCUGGUGGAGGUGAGGGGCAGCCCCAAGAUGAAGAUGACUGAGGACCCAGAGAAGAGCACUGUGCCGGGGAAGAAGGCUGUGUACCGACUGCUGGACGCCCAGGGCCAGCCCUUCCUGGAUCUACUCUGUCUGUCUGAGGAGCCGGCCCCUCUGGUGGGCGUGGCCCUCCGGUGCCUCCCUCUCGGGGGCGAACGGGACGUUGUCACGGUAACGGCCUCCCGUGUGACCAGACUGCGGCAGGAAGUCUUCUCUCAGGGACAGAUCACCCAUCCCCUAAGAACUGCAGCGGAGGUCAGAGAGAGUGUUCAGAGCUCCCUAAAAGCCCUGCCCCCCCGACACAAGAGGCUAAAGGACCCCGACAUGUACACAGUGGCAGUGUCUGAGAAACUGCACGCGGUUCUGAAAGAGGUCCGGCGCAGUGGAAGCAAGCUGAACGACAAGAUCCCCGUGGACCGCGGCGACCGCACCGCGCAGAACGACGUCGGCCUUAAUCACGUCUGAGGGCACACGAGAGAGAGAGAGAGAGAAGUUAUGGCUUGUGAAAGCGUUACUUAAAAACAGUCCAGUUUUCAGUGAUAGAACCAGGCGUGAAGAGGAGGUUCGGUAUUUCUGGUGUGUUUACCAUUUUCGAUUUGAGCGUUUGGUCGGUGUGGGCUGGUUGAUCGCUCAUCAACCAUGAAGUGCCAUUGCUGGUGGACCUGGCUAAUAUUCUUUGCAUCCACAGCUGUAUUCCAAUGAAGUGUUUUCAGAGUAAUGUCGUUCCUCACGUGGAUUAUGGGCAGACACGUCGUCACGGGAGGAGCUGUGUGCUAGUGUGAGGGUGUGCAUGUUAAAGGCCUACUCCGCAGGAUUUUUACCGAAAGAAUACAAUAGGGAGGUAAAGCGGACGUAUCGGAGAACGAUGCUCCCUCGGUAUACUGCUCCCUCUUAAAUAGAGCGACGAAAGCUAAAUAUAAGUGAACUACGUAACGUUGAAGUCCGGAUUCAAAGUGUGUUUUUCGUGUUUUAAAUGCAUAGCGAUAUACUGAAUAUAAUGGAUUUCAGUUCGUAAAAAGUCAUGUUCGUUCAGUUUGUAGAUGACUGAGAGAGGCUAACACUCAGCCUCCCGUAAUCCUUUCCCUGCAGUUGAUCUGCAUGCUGUCCGUCAGUCUGAAUUCUGCCAUUCAGCCUUUGCCAUAGAUGGACAUGGACAUAGACAUAAAAAUGGGAUCACACUUUAGAAUACGGUUCAUGAAUUGGCAGUAAGUAAUGUCCUUGUUAACAUGAAUUAAUGAUAGUCAAAUGCAUGAAUUAAGCAUGCAAUUCACUUUUCGUUCGUUAAUGUAUUUCUUAACCAUUAACUAACGUGUUUGUUGUACGAUAUUCAUACUUUAGCGAACCAUAGGGUGAACGUUUAGUACGUAGUUGACCAUUAACAAAUGCAUUAACUGACUUUUUCAUUCCAAUAUGAAUUGGCACAUAGCUAAUGUAGUUGUUAACAUGAAUUGAUGAUGUACAAAUGCAUGAACAGAGCUGUACAGAUUAACGUCUCAGUAGUAGUUAGUUAGCAGCUACAUUAGUUCAUGCCAAAUCAUGGACCCUUUUUGUAAAGCGUUACCAAUAAUGACAUGGAAACGGAUUUAAAAUAUAAAAAACGAGGUCAGUGGGUGGGGCUGAUGAGGCAGAGCCUUGGUUGUAAAUACAGACCGACAGAGGCCAGAAAUCCUGCAUUGUAUGCCUUUAAACUGUUUAAUUGUCAUAAAGGCGGCAUUACCCAGAAUGCACAGCUCACAAGUAAUGAUGUCAUUCACUUGCAGCCGUUUUUGCCAGUAAUUCAAAGUUUAUAUUAAAAUAUAAAAUGUACUAAAACCAGACAUCUGUAAGUACUCCGUAAUCUCAACAGGUAAUUUAAUUACAACAUUAUCAUUAAUUAACAUAGGACUUGGAGAGCUCUUUACACAGUAUUUUCCAGUCAGUAGUAUCAAAGUAUCAGUGGAACUACAGAAGCGUACGCGCGUAACAUUUUUGAAAAAGCAUUUUUGUCAUGUUUAUAUGCUAAUGUCUAUACUUGUAUGAAAAUAUAAUUUAAUGUGAACUAAGAUGACUGCAGAAACGUAAUGUUGGCAAUAGGCACAACACUGUUUUUAUCAUCAACUAUUACCAUUAAAAUGUUAUUAAAAUC
Molecule: messenger RNA, 3463 nt
Organism: Conger conger (European conger)
Lineage: Eukaryota; Metazoa; Chordata; Actinopteri; Anguilliformes; Congridae
Gene: naprt
Product: nicotinate phosphoribosyltransferase
Exons: 13
Coding region: 85-1803 (572 amino acids)
Biological process (GO): NAD+ biosynthetic process
Molecular function (GO): nicotinate phosphoribosyltransferase activity
Source: RefSeq, a predicted model, not a curated record